This is a messenger RNA of Catharus ustulatus (Swainson's thrush), 960 nucleotides long. It is a transcript of the gene CRADD, whose product is annotated as CASP2 and RIPK1 domain containing adaptor with death domain. The record is from RefSeq and is a predicted model, not a curated record. Gene Ontology annotation, biological process: signal transduction; regulation of apoptotic process. NCBI's taxonomy places the organism in Eukaryota, Metazoa, Chordata, Aves, Passeriformes, Turdidae. Gene Ontology annotation, molecular function: death domain binding; protease binding. The transcript has 3 exons. The coding region runs from base 145 to 738 and encodes 197 amino acids.
CCCCUCCUCGGCCGGCCCGCAGCAGGGCGGCGGCGGCGGCUUCCGGCGGAGCCUUCUUGCCUUCAACAAAGAUGGUGCUCUCCGCGCAAGCUCCGCGGGCGCCGGCGCGCCCUGGGUAGCUUCCCGCUCCCCUCGUGUUGCCAGAUGGAUGCCAGAGACAAGCAACUUUUACGCUCCCUGCGCCUGGAGCUCUGCACGGAGGUGCUGGUGGAUGGACUCAUUAUUCAGUAUCUUUACCAAGAAGGGAUUCUCACAGACAGUCAUGUUCAAGAAAUAAAAGCCCAAACCACUAGCCAGAGGAAAACCAUGAUGCUCCUUGAUAUUCUGCCCACCAGAGGACCCAAAGCUUUUGAUACGUUCUUGGAUUCCUUACAGGAGUUCCCAUGGGUUAAGGACAAGCUGAUCCUGAAGCGUAAGGAAAUGACAAUACAAGAUCCUUCAGACUUAACUGAAGUUGCACCAUGCAUUUUGAAGAUGUCACCAACAGAUCAGCAGUUGAACAAGCUGGCGAGGAGGCUGGGACCUGAAUGGGAACAUAUAGUUCUGUGCUUGGGUUUGUCCCAUACUGACAUCUAUCGAUGUAAAGUCAAUCACCCUCACAACCUGCAGUCACAGAUCGUAGCUGCAUUUGUCCUGUGGAAACAACGUUUGGGGAAACAAGCAACAAUCCAAAGUCUGCAAGCCAGCCUGAAGGCAGAGGAAGUGGAUCCUUCAGUGAUACAGUACAUGCUUGAGUGAAACCAUGCUAUUUAUUCAGAGCUUCCACGUAUUUCAUUAAAUCAAGUAAAGAGGAUGGAAAUGUAUGUUGAAGAUCAGAUGGCUCGAACUGUAAAAACAGUGGGUCUGGGAACUGUCAUUUUAUUAAGCUUAAACAUUCCAGUUUUCUAUGGCAUCUUGUGACUUGUAAUUCUUUUCAUGACAGAUUAAUUUUUAGUAGGCAUUAAAAAGUGGAUCACUCUU